UUUUGCACCGUGUUUGGUAAAUAGUUUGUCAUGGCGGACGUCGAAAAUGCCGAUAUCGAAAAAGCUGUGGCCCCAGAUGGUCACAAGCAGGAAAAAGAUGAACCUGAAAUACAAGUUCCUGCAGAAAAACCAGCAGCAGUAGUGCCUUCUCUGCCUGCAGCAGCCCCUCCCAAACCCAGGCCUAAAAAAGCGCCGGAGCUGCCGGUGUACGAGCGACGGAACUGGCUGAUCCACUUGCAUUACGUGAGGAAGGAGUUCAGCACAUGCAAGUCCCUCAUCAAGGAGCAGCUGGCUGAAAGUGGGGGCAUGUGUGAAUAUGCUGUGUAUGUGCAAGCCCUGAUUCUGCGACAGGAGGGCCGUAUACAGGAGUCCCUAGAGAUGUUUCAGACCUGCACACUACUCAACCCUCACAGUGCUGACAAUCUGAAGCAGGUGGCCAGGUCACUGUUUCUUCUGGCGCGACACAAGGCUGCUAUAGAUGUGUACACGGAGGCUGCCAGACUUAGCAACAGGGACUGGAGAGAACAGGGUUUUGCAAAAAUGGAGAUUUACCACAAUCAAGGCGUGUGCUACAUGUACCUUCGAGACUUCCCCAAGGCCAAGGAAUGUUUGAAGCAGGCCAUUGAGUGCCGGCGCCAUGAAAUCUCUUAUGUGAUGCUGGGCAAGAUACACUUGAUGGAGAAUGACAUCAAUGCUGCUAUAGAGGUGUACAAGAGUGCAGUCGAUUAUUCCUCUGAAAAUCCCGACCUACUGACGACUCUUGGCUUGCUGUACAUGCAGAUUGGACAGUACCAGAAAGCGUUUGAGAAUCUUGGCAAUGCCAUGACCUUUGACCCAACCCACACAAAGGCUAUAAUGGCUGCCGGGAGUAUGAUGCAGAGUCACGCAGAUUUUGAUGUUGCCUUGACGAAGUACAGGAUCGCUGCCGUCAACACCCCAGAGAGUCCGCCCCUCUGGAACAAUAUUGGCAUGUGUUUCUUUGGCAAGAAGAAGUUUGUGGCUGCCAUCAGCUGUUUGAAGCGAGCCAGCUACUUGGCGCCGUUUGACUGGAAGAUCCUGUACAACCUUGGGCUGGUGCACCUCACCAUGCAGCAGUACGCCUCCGCAUUCCACUUCCUCAGUGCCGCCAUUAACCUCCGACCCAAGAUGGCGCAGCUCUUCAUGCUUUUGGCUGUGUCUCUGACCAACCUAGAGGACCCGGACAAUGCUAAGCAGGCCUAUGAGCAGGCCAUGACACUAGACAGUAAGGACCCGUCCAUCCCUCUCAACUAUGCUGUGUUCCUGCUCAACACUGGAGACCGGAGGUCGGCUCAGAAGAAUCUUUCUCAGUUUGAACAGAGGGUGAAGAACUACAAGUCUGGCGUGCCCAUUGAUCAGGAGCUGAUGGACGUGGCCAGCAAGAUGGGUCCACUUCUACAGGUGGGGGGCAACCUCACCUGGAAACAGGGAGCAGCCGAACCCAAGAAAGAAGCAAAACCAUCCACUCCAGAAAAAUCGCCCCGUCCAACUUCGUCUGUAUCUGACCCUGUUGUCAUCCCUCAGUCUGGACCUCGACCUACAACCUCGUCCGCUGUGGAAGCCAGUCUGUCAGCUACUCCUUUACCAGACCUGGACAAAGAACCGCCCAACUUGAAACCUGAGAUGCUGUAUGAAUCAGAGCCGACCGAUCUGAGCUUGAUGGGUGAUGACAAGCCACCUGUCUCACGGUUCGACAACCCCUUCUCACCGCCCCCACCAGCAUUGUCCUCGGACACCCUGAAGAAAGGUCAUGACCUCCCCAAUCUGGAUGGAGGACUACCUCCGGUCAGGAGGGCUGGGAUGUUGCCGAGUCUCGACUCCCUACCGGCGCCACCUAGGAACAACCCGACCGAAGAUGAUGACGACGAUGACAUUGAGGAUGAAAUUGAAGAAGAAAUUGAAAAGCCUCAAAAGAGAUCCGCUGUACCAGCUUUGUGAAGAAGAGAUUCUUAUAUUUGAUUUGUAAAUAGAUGGAUCGUGACGUGAUGAUGGUAGUAGAGAUCUGACACUACCUUGAUACUGAAGAGUAUCGUGGUAAAUAAUGGAACAAUGUUACAGUUUCUUUUUGUCCUCUUGGUCAUUUUGUAUUGGUUUCCACAAACAUAACAAUGGUCAGAAUAGCAACAUUGUUAUUUAAUUUUUCGUCCAGUUCAAUUGUAUUUCAUGUUUUACAGAUUUCAUUUGUCAAAGACUUAAAGGUAGAAAGCACAAUAAAUUUGCUCCUGGAAUAAAACAACAUUCAAGUCAAAAUUAGUUUUAAAUUUCUUAAAUUAUGAUUUACUUUUUCAAACUUAAUGUUACCGGUAACAUUAAAUGAUUGGUUGGCCUUGACAAAGGAGUUGCUGUUCGAUGUCUUUGUUUGUCACUAUCCACACUGACUUGUAGAAUGCCAGUGUGAAAGUAUGAUUAUCCCCCGCCCAACAAAGUUGGCGGGGGAUAUAGAAAGGGGCUCCGUCCGUCCGUCUGUCACGUUUCGAUUCCGGAGCAUACAUGUAACUCAGAAACCUUUCAAUAUUUUUUCAUGAAACUUUGCAGGUCUGUCAUUUAUGUUUCCAUGGCAACAAGAUGGACUUAGGUUCCAAACUCUUCUUUUUUUUACAAUUUCCGUGACUAGUUCCACCUCGGUUAAAAAAGGUUAGGGUUUGUUUAGAUUUAAUUAUGUCAUAAAUUCUGCAACAGGGACGGGGGGAUAUAGCCACGUUAGUGGCAAACUCUUGUUGUUCUAAUGAUCAAAACCUGUGAACAAAUAAAGAUUAUCUAAAGGUUAAAAGUUAUUAACAGCCAUACGGUCUUCAAAGCAGUGUGACAUUUCUUCUCCCUCACUGUUUGCAAUGUUUGUUUUCGGUUUCAUGUAGCAGUGUAUGUAUGUGGACAUUCCAUGUUUACACAGGAGUGUCAAUUGAGAAAUGUUUGUAUGUUGAAAUAAUGGGGGCACUGGUGACCCUGUUGUCUUCAGAGUGGCUACACAGGGUUAAGUCUCUUACCCAUGCCAGGAUCUGCUGGCUUUGAAUCCAGAUAUGCCUCACUUAAGAUCCUUGGUCUGUCAUGGGGUUCAACAAAGUGGUAAAUCAUUUUGAUCUGCAUCAUGAUAGACUUUCCACUCACAUGAAGCAAAUUCAACUUGUAUAGAAUACUGAAAUACUGUUUCAGUCUCAAAGUGAAUAGCCCAACUCUCAAGCUCAAUGCGUAAGAUUGCGAACUAUUCUCAGUAAGGGCCUCUUUUUACAGGAUGUUUUCUUGUGCUAUACCUGAAAAGUAAAAGUAAGAAGUAAUGAUUCCGACAGCGGGACAAACAAACUUUAGCCCUGACAUCACUUAGUGAAAUGAGAAUCGAUUAAUUAAUUUACUUUGGUCUUUUGAGCAGGUCACGAGAAAACAGCAGUUAUAUUGUUAAAGUGGGUGUGGGUGUUUGGCUUGGCUUGGCUUGGCUUGGCUUGGCUUGC
Molecule: messenger RNA, 3461 nt
Organism: Haliotis rufescens (red abalone)
Lineage: Eukaryota; Metazoa; Mollusca; Gastropoda; Lepetellida; Haliotidae
Product: Bardet-Biedl syndrome 4 protein-like
Exons: 15
Coding region: 31-1956 (641 amino acids)
Biological process (GO): cilium assembly; protein localization to cilium
Cellular component (GO): ciliary basal body
Molecular function (GO): protein binding
Source: RefSeq, a predicted model, not a curated record